CAAUGGGUCCGCGGUCACACUCUUUGUAUCAUUCAUCCACAAUUUUCGUACAGUUGUUUUUUUCGAUCAGGAAAGAAACGUCUUUUGAAUUAUAAAAAUAAUUCCACUUGCGAUACUUUAAUUUAAAAUGGCUCGUACUAAGCAAACAGCUCGCAAGUCCACUGGUGGAAAGGCUCCACGCAAGCAGCUGGCCACCAAGGCUGCCCGUAAAUCCGCCCCAUCCACUGGUGGCGUAAAGAAGCCACAUCGCUACCGUCCAGGUACUGUGGCGCUGCGUGAGAUCCGUCGCUACCAAAAGAGCACAGAGCUGCUCAUUCGCAAGCUUCCAUUCCAGCGCUUGGUGCGUGAAAUAGCCCAGGAUUUCAAGACUGAUUUGCGUUUCCAGUCUGCCGCCAUUGGCGCUUUGCAGGAGGCUUCUGAAGCGUAUUUGGUGGGUUUGUUCGAAGACACCAACUUGUGCGCCAUUCACGCUAAGCGAGUUACAAUCAUGCCAAAAGAUAUCCAGCUGGCUAGGCGUAUCCGCGGCGAGCGCGCCUAAAUGCGUCAUCCGCCAUUUUUGAUUAUAAAAGCGGUGACGGCGGCGACGAAGGUAGAAGAAUCAGUCCUGGAGCCGACAGCCGCCGAUGCCGCAUAGUUUGUCUAAGAUAUGUCAAUACUUAUCUAUAAGUAAAGAUCGGAAGGAGAAAUAAUAAGAAAUGUACUUCUUUUUUUUUUGAAAAACUGCUCCAC
Messenger RNA from Drosophila pseudoobscura, 729 nucleotides. It is a transcript of the gene His3.3A, whose product is annotated as Histone H3.3A. The record is from RefSeq and is a predicted model, not a curated record. Gene Ontology annotation, molecular function: structural constituent of chromatin; DNA binding; protein heterodimerization activity. Lineage: Eukaryota; Metazoa; Arthropoda; Insecta; Diptera; Drosophilidae. Bases 128 to 538 code for a protein of 136 amino acids. Gene Ontology annotation, cellular component: nucleus; nucleosome. The transcript is spliced from 2 exons.